GCUAAAAACUUUUGGAAGAGAACUUUCAGUUAUUAUGUGAAAACCAAAUGUUUGGCAUAUGUUUGUAAGUUUGGUCCAUUGUAGCUGAAGACCCAGCAAACAGCAAACUUACAUUUUAUAUUCAGAGUCCAGACAUUUUUGCAUGUUUUUUGGCAUGCAGUCUUUCUUGUUCGACAUGACAGCCCAAAAUGUAACAGGCAGUUAUAUAAUUGAUACAAGUCGCAGACGAUACCCUGCCAUGCGAUCGACCGCUGUUUGCUAUAUAAAUGCAAGCCGAUUGAAAGUUCAUGUAUUUUCAAGUUUGCCUAAAUGAUUUCGUGUUGCUCGUUGCUGUUUUUGUUCGCUACGCUGCUGAUCGAUGGCUGCAAAGCAGGACGUAACUGGGAAUACGAGCCCUUAUCCUUGACAUCCUACAGUUCAGACGAGAAUCUAUUGAAGAUCGCCACAAAGGUUGAUCGAUUGGGACGCGCCGAUUACGCAUUUUCCAUGACACUGGACUGGAACUACGAUGUGGAUAGGGACACCAUGGUGGAGGCAGACGUUUAUCACUGCUCAUCGGGUGACGAAGACGACUACAAAAUGAUGCCCUGGUCCAUUCCCAAACAGCCCUUUUUCGAAUACCUAAACGGCUUCUACAAGGACGCGUUCAUCAAGAAUGUGGGUCACUGUUCCAAUAUGGUGCAGUUCGAUGGCGAUUUUGUGCCUCCAUGGCCACGAAAUGUUUACAAGUUGGACAAAUGUGUGGCCAGUGGCGAGGGACUACCAGAUAUUGCACCAGAAGGCUUCUUCAAGUUAGACUAUAAGAUGACUGGACAGGUGGAUUGGGGUUUUACUUUAAUCGUCAAGGUCUCGCCUAAGGUUAUUUAAAAAUAUAUUUUAUGCGGCUCCUUAGAAAUGCA
This is a messenger RNA of Drosophila yakuba, 899 nucleotides long. RefSeq lists its product as uncharacterized. The record is from RefSeq and is a predicted model, not a curated record. Bases 310 to 867 code for a protein of 185 amino acids. Lineage: Eukaryota; Metazoa; Arthropoda; Insecta; Diptera; Drosophilidae. The transcript has 3 exons.